Messenger RNA from Malus domestica (apple), 920 nucleotides. RefSeq names its product signal peptidase complex subunit 2-like. Lineage: Eukaryota; Viridiplantae; Streptophyta; Magnoliopsida; Rosales; Rosaceae. The record is from RefSeq and is a predicted model, not a curated record. Gene Ontology annotation, cellular component: signal peptidase complex; membrane. Gene Ontology annotation, biological process: protein targeting to ER.
ACCCAGCGAUAUGCAAAAUUCUCAGCUGCAAAACUGAAGAAAAUUGAAAGAAAUCCCAAAAGUCCAAAAUGUCGGAGACGAAGGCCGAGAGCAAGAGCAAAAACCCUAAGAAGGUCAAUCUCUCAGAUCAGAGCUCCAUCAAGCACCUCCUCGACGAGUCCGUCUCCGAGAUUGUUAAGAGUCGCGGGUAUGUGGAGAAUACGAGGCUGAGUAACUUGAAGUUGUUGAUUGGAACCGUUGUGAUAAUCAUUGCUUUGUUUGCUCAGUUCUACAACAAGAAAUUUCCGGAGAACCGAGAUUUCCUGCUUGGAUGCAUUGCAUUGUAUGUCAUCGUUAAUGGGAUAUUGCAGCUGGUCUCAUACACGAAGGAGAAAAAUGCAAUCUUGUUCACUCAUCCUCCUGCGGGGGCCUUUAGCACCGGGUUGGUGGUGUCUUCCAAAUUACCAAGAUUUUCUGACUUGUACACGCUUACAGUAGCCAGUGCAGAUCCAGAAUCAAUAUCUGCAAACAAACCGGUGGAAUUCACAAAGAGCGUCACUCAGUGGUUUACCAAGGAUGGAGUGUUGGUGGAAGGCCUUUUCUGGAAGGAAGUAGACGGACUCAUCAACGAGUAUGCAAAAGAACCGAAGAAAAGCAAGUGAAUUCUGGCUUUUCAGGGAACUUCAUUUGUUGUGAUUUUGGUAAAACCUCUUGGUAGUCAUGCACUUGAAUGAAUUUGAAAGACAGUUUACACCAUCCUUUAUAAUGAUCGCUCGGGUUCCAACUUCCAAGCUUAUUUAUGAAAGUGCCUUUGUGUUUGUUAGAUAUCAUGAAAUUGUGAGCUCUGAAAUUACUAGUGUUCUUUUUUCGUGUUUGUAAACUUUUAUUUUGCUUUUUGUUCAUAGUUUCGUUUAGCAGAAAAAGUUAAAAGUGCUUAUUCA